Molecule: messenger RNA, 1555 nt
Organism: Wallemia mellicola CBS 633.66
Lineage: Eukaryota; Fungi; Basidiomycota; Wallemiomycetes; Wallemiales; Wallemiaceae
Exons: 3
Coding region: 4-1491 (495 amino acids)
Biological process (GO): regulation of transcription by RNA polymerase II
Cellular component (GO): nucleus
Molecular function (GO): RNA polymerase II cis-regulatory region sequence-specific DNA binding; DNA-binding transcription factor activity, RNA polymerase II-specific
Source: RefSeq, a predicted model, not a curated record
CCAAUGAAUGGGUUGUCGAACGGAAUGUCGACAGAACUACCCGUUUAUGAUGAAGGUUUAGCUUUGUCUAUAAUGAACGCACUCUCCGAUAACAAGUCUUUGAAAAACGAGGAUGAUCAGGGAUCUGAAUGCAGUUCACAGUAUUGUGAUGAUGAACAACAUCAGGUAGACGUCGUAUGUGACGAUGAUAACUGUGUAGAACCUGUAUGUGAAUCCGAAGAACAAUUUCAAUCGUUUUUGGAGAAUUGUUGCAAUAAUAUAGAAUUCCAUACAAAUAAUCACCAGCCAUUAGAUAUCCCGCAGACUACUCAGCAGCCUCAAACUGCACCGCUGAUAAAGUGCGAAUGGGCAGGUUGUCAUGCUAACUUUGGCAAUAUGAACGAUCUCAUACAACAUGUCCAUCAGUCUCAUUUAAAUUUCGUUAACAUUGACUGUAAAUGGGGUGGAGGUGAUUGUCAUGUUGGACCACCGUCUACAUCCACAAAUACGCAAACAGAUGCAAAUGCCGUACUUAAGCAUGUUUUGCAAGAUCAUUUACACAUGGAAGAUAAUCCUUUGGCGUUUAAGAAGCCAACGGAAAAUUUUUUCAAUGGUGAUUUAUUUAGUACUGAUUUCAGCGGUAUGGACGACACCUCAAUAGCGACAGCACACCACGACAAUCCUGAACUCAAUCCUUAUGCUCAUCAUUUACAUGCUACUGCAUUUCCUCAUUUGCAUCCACCAUCCAUAUGUCCUGCUGCGACAUCUAUAUCACCAACACCAAAGAAGCAUCCACAUCCACCUAAACCACAUCAUCAUCAUCAUUAUCAUACGCCCCAUUAUCACCAUCAUCCAUACCCAAGACCUCGAUCUUCAAGUAUGCAAGGACCACCGUAUAAAUGUGGUUGGGAUAAUUGCAAGCAUGCUGACACAGAAUUUGAGACGACGGAAGCGCUCAUGAAUCAUCUAUCAAAUGAGCAUGUUGGCAGCGGUAAAGCUGAAUACGCUUGUUUCUGGAAAGGUUGUGAUAGGAAUUCUUCUAAUUGUAAUGGUAGGGUAUUUAGUAGUAGGCAGAAGAUUAUGAGGCAUCUCCAAUCACAUACAGGUCACCGACCGUUCGAAUGUCCUGUUUGUCAUCGUUUCUUUAGUGAAGCUGCAACACUCCAGCAGCACAUGCGCAAGCAUACAAGGGAAAAGCCUUACGUUUGUGACUACGAAGGAUGCGGGAAGGCAUUUGCAAUAGCCGGUGCAUUGACGAUACACAAGAGAACGCAUACGAAUGAAAGACCAUUCAAAUGCACAUACUGUGACAGAGCAUUCUCAGAGUCCUCGAAUUUGAAAAAACAUCUCAGGACUCACACUGGUGAUAGACCAUUUGAAUGCCCGCAUCCAUAUUGUGAUAAGAAAUUCGCAAGACCAGAUCAAGUUACUAGGCAUCUCAACGUACAUUACAAACAAGAGACUAAUAAAGCAUUGAGGAAUCCCUCCCCGUCAACCUCAUCUUCAACUUAGACCAACUGUACAAUUAAUAUGAUUGAUGUAUGAAAAAGGUAGAUUUAUACAAAACUAAUUGAGC